AGAAAACGCGGAAAAGGAAAACGGGAAGAAUCAGCUGACGAACGUAAACAACAACACGUGCGAGGCCGAGGCGCAGGUGGGAGCCUAUGCUGUCUUAUGUGUAUUAAGGAAGAGCAGAGAAACAAGAAGGAGCAGAAGAGGACACUUUUCGUAGGCAAAGGACAACUUACUCUCAUUGUACAAAAUGAAACAACUGGAGCCUAAAUAUUGGUACUUAAGAGUGCACAUGGAUUACGAGAGGGAAUACCUGCCUUUUCCAUUAACGGCAGAACUUGUCAAAGUAGUCAUUGUUGGCGCAAUAGAUAUUAUGUUUGGUGAGCUGUCUUCCUGUUUACCGCUCGAUGUCCUGAAGUUUAAUGAGAAGACUGGAAUAGUGAUCCUCAGAGUUCCAAAGGACAAUUAUUCCAAGGUUCGGGCUGCACUAACAGUGUGCCCGUCCAUGAGAGUUGGCAGGGUCGAUGUCCCUGUUAUUUAUACCACGCAACAAGCCUCCUCCUGUCUCCUGUCCUUAGCUGGGCCGGAGCGGAGUAUUAUAUGAGUGCGCUUAGUGUUAAGGGCACGGAUUGUGUGGUAUUUUUGUUUUUUGUUAAGCAAUGCAGAAAAGUUUGAUUGUGCAAAAUGAAAUUGUUCAUUUUUGUUUUUGUAUAUUGAAAAAAGAUAAAGAGGAUUAAUUGCUGUACUAUUUUUUACUCAUAGUAGAUUAGCAGACAUAAUUUUAUAAUUUUGAUUAAUAAAAUUAUUUUUGAGA
This is a messenger RNA of Penaeus chinensis, 748 nucleotides long. RefSeq names its product ribonuclease P protein subunit p14-like. NCBI's taxonomy places the organism in Eukaryota, Metazoa, Arthropoda, Malacostraca, Decapoda, Penaeidae. Gene Ontology annotation, cellular component: ribonuclease P complex. The record is from RefSeq and is a predicted model, not a curated record. The transcript has 4 exons. Gene Ontology annotation, biological process: tRNA 5'-leader removal. The coding region runs from base 185 to 538 and encodes 117 amino acids.